Molecule: messenger RNA, 1297 nt
Organism: Paramecium pentaurelia
Lineage: Eukaryota; Ciliophora; Oligohymenophorea; Peniculida; Parameciidae
Source: the annotation of a GenBank genome assembly
AUGAAAUACAUAAAUUAUGACUUCAUUUCAUCUGAUCAUUUAAAAUACCUUCAUACUUAUCGUUAUAAAGGAUCAGAUCUAUCAUUGCUUUAUAAUUACAUUCUUUCACCAAUUGCAGAAUAUUGUUUAAAAUUUGUUCCUUUGAAUGUUGCGUACUAUUUUAGGAUAACUAUACAUUUAGACCUAAUGUGCUCACAUUACUUGGAUUAAUAUGCAUAAUAAUUCCACACAUCGUUUUCUAUUUUAUCAUGGGUGAUACCUUUAAUGGAUUCAUCCCAAAUUGGUUGUUGUGGUUAACAGCCAUCCUUCAUAUGCUUUAUAUGGUAAUAAUAAUCAGUAUCCCAGAAUUUCGAUAAUUUAGAUGGAAAGUAAGCUAGAAGAACAAGUAUAAUUGCAUAUAAAAAUAUUAAGGAAACUCUUCACCACUUGGAAUGAUCUUAGACCAUAAUUUUGAUUCUAUGAUCAUUUUAUUAUAGGGUAUUAUUAUAUAUAUAUAAAUAUUUAGGUACAAACCUAACUACAGCGAUGUAAAUUGGAAAUAAUAUUUUUUCAGUUGUUCUUUACAUCAUUCCAUCUAUUCCAUUUUAUUUGAUUGCACAUGAAGAAUAUUAUACACAUGAAAUGAAUCUACCAAUUUUAAAUGCUGCAGCAGAAGGCACUAUUAGUGUAGCCAUUUUCUUUGCUAUUACUGCUUAUUUUGGUAUUUUGUAAUUACCCAUAAAUAAAUAGGAUGUGAUUGGUGGUUAAUUAAAUUACCUACUUUUUAUGAACUAUAAAUCAACCAUUUUGUUCUGGUUGCAUUUGCUUCAUCUGUCAUAAUCACUAUGCCUUCAGUGUAAUAAUUUCUAUUAUUUAUCAUUUUAGUAUAUUCAAAAUAAGUAAAUUCACAUCAGUAUCAUCUUUAUUUAAAUAACUUCGUUAUUUUUUAUUCUGCAAUGCUGUUAUCCUAUAUAAUAUAUAUUUCUCAAAAACUAAUGUAAUUGAACAACAUGUAAGAGCUUAUAUGUACACAGUUGGUUUUACAAUGUCAAAGUCAGUGGGUAUUGUAGCUUUGAAUCAUGUAUGUAAUACCCCAUUACCAGCAUAUUUGAAUUCUAUUUAUUUCUUUAUUCUUCUUUUAAUAAAUACUAUUUCAGGUUAAAUAUUAGGAUAGUCAAUAUUAAAUGAAGGAAUAUUAAUUUAACUAAUUGCUUUAUUAAGUAUUUUUAUUCAUAUUCAUUUCCUAUACAAUAUUGGAAGAUAGAUAUCAAAUGAAUUAAACAUUAAAAUUUUUGAAAUCAAUAAGCCUAUUAAAUGA